This is a messenger RNA of Choloepus didactylus (southern two-toed sloth), 1472 nucleotides long. It is a transcript of the gene SEPTIN1, whose product is annotated as septin 1. Gene Ontology annotation, molecular function: GTPase activity; molecular adaptor activity; GTP binding. NCBI's taxonomy places the organism in Eukaryota, Metazoa, Chordata, Mammalia, Pilosa, Megalonychidae. Bases 64 to 1167 code for a protein of 367 amino acids. Gene Ontology annotation, cellular component: synaptic vesicle; septin ring; septin complex. Gene Ontology annotation, biological process: cytoskeleton-dependent cytokinesis; regulation of exocytosis. The transcript is spliced from 11 exons. The record is from RefSeq and is a predicted model, not a curated record.
CAACUUCCUGCCCCAUCAGAGGAAGUGGGAGCGACACCAGGUGCGGCGACAGCUAGCAGGGCCAUGGACAAGGAGUAUGUGGGUUUUGCUGCCCUCCCCAACCAGCUGCACCGCAAGUCGGUGAAGAAGGGGUUUGACUUCACACUCAUGGUGGCAGGGGAAUCAGGCCUGGGGAAAUCCACCCUCAUCAACAGCCUGUUUCUCACCAACCUCUAUGAGGAUCGGCAGCUGCCAGCAGCCAGUGAUCGCUUGUCACAGACACUGACCAUCGAGCGCCGGGGCGUGGAGAUCGAGGAGGGGGGUAUUAAGGUGAAGCUGACCCUGGUGGACACACCUGGCUUUGGAGACUCAGUUGACUGCUCAAACUGCUGGCUGCCCGUGGUACACUUCAUCGAGGAGCAAUUUGAGCAGUACCUUAGGGACGAGAGUGGCUUGAACCGGAAAAACAUCCAGGAUUCCCGGGUCCACUGCUGCCUCUACUUCAUCUCACCCUUCGGCCGGGGGCUCCGGCCCCUAGAUGUGGCUUUCCUCCGGGCUGUGCACGAGAAGGUCAACAUCAUCCCAGUCAUUGGCAAAGCAGACGCCCUGAUGCCUAAGGAAGCCCAGGCCCUCAAGCAGAAGAUCCGAGACCAGCUGAAGGAGGAGGAAAUCAACAUCUACCAGUUCCCGGACUGUGACUCUGAUGAGGAUGAAGACUUCAAGAGGCAGGAUGCCAAGAUGAAGGAAAGCAUCCCCUUCGCAGUGGUUGGUUCGUGCGAGGUGGUGAGGGACAGCGGGCCCCGGCCUGUGAGGGGACGCUGCUAUUCCUGGGGUACCGUGGAGGUGGAAAACCCACAUCACUGCGAUUUUCUGAACCUGAGACGGAUGCUGGUGCAGACACACCUGCAGGACCUGAAGGAGGUGACGCACGAUCUGCUCUACGAGGGCUACCGGGCCCGCUGUCUGCAGAGCCUGGCCCGGCCUGGGGCGCGCGAUCGGUCCAGCCGCAGUAAGCUUUCCCGCCAGAGCGCCACGGAGAUCCCGCUGCCCAUGCUGCCGCUGGCCGAGACAGAGAAGCUGAUCCGCGAGAAAGACGAAGAGUUACGCCGCAUGCAGGAGAUGCUGGAGAAGAUGCAGGCGCAGAUGCAGCAGAGCCAGGCCUCGAGCGAGCAGUCGGACUCUCUCUGAGGCCCCGCCCCUCCCCGCCUUACCUUGGCCCCGCCCCGCCUUACCUCGGGCCCGCCUUCCGCCCGCGUCUGGCCCAAUCCCGGAGCCCCUGCCUGCCCGGCGCCUAAUCCCGGAGCCCGGGUCUGUAGCCCCGCCCCUGCUUGGGCUCCGGGUGGGUUCGCGCACUGAGCGUUUCUCCCAGAUCCUGGAGUUUGUAGCCCCGCCUCUGGCUCCGCCCGGGCCCGCCCCUAGAGCCCCUCUAGGUCUUCCCGCCAUGCCCCUCUCCGCCCAACCUGUGUCUACAAUAAAAACCGAGCUUCCCUGAG